This is a messenger RNA of Fulvia fulva, 1758 nucleotides long. RefSeq lists its product as uncharacterized. NCBI's taxonomy places the organism in Eukaryota, Fungi, Ascomycota, Dothideomycetes, Mycosphaerellales, Mycosphaerellaceae. Gene Ontology annotation, biological process: double-strand break repair via nonhomologous end joining. Gene Ontology annotation, molecular function: DNA end binding. Gene Ontology annotation, cellular component: DNA ligase IV complex; nucleus. The transcript has a single exon. The record is from RefSeq and is a predicted model, not a curated record. The coding region runs from base 1 to 1758 and encodes 585 amino acids.
AUGGCUGGCGUGAGCACGUGGAAGUUGCUCGAGUUUGGGCAGGAACUUCCGCGUCUGCUCAUCAAGACGCGUUUCAAAGACAAUGGCUACAAUAUACAGCUCACAGAUCUGAGCAGGAUCUGGAGUGAGAGCUUGGAGCACGAAGACAUUGUCAAGCGCGCGGCCGAGGAAGGUUGCAGCAUAGAUCCUAGCGAGAACGAUCAGUAUCAAAUCUUGCUGGAGAAGAUCGAUGGAGCGAUCAGUGGCGACAAAGGCUCGACCAUCGAGCUACGAUACGAUGAUGAGCAGCACAACAGCCUGAGUCUGGAUCUAUCAGCCCCGCUUCCCGGGUCUCUUCCCACGUUGAGCUGGUCGAUUCAACUCAAGCAGCGCGAUCAGUCCGAUAUUGCGAAGGACCUCGUGACACCAUUAUUACAACAGGCCAAUCACCUUCGCCACCAAGUCCAGUUUCUCGUAGACGAGGUGGUAGCCAAAGAUCGUGUGAUAGCCAAGAUCACAGAUCGACUUGAAUCGUCCGGAAAUGAUCUCACUACGGUAUUUCCUGGGGUAUCUAACAUCAAAACGAACAGGAAACGCCCUCAGAGAGAGCAGCUUGCCGGCCAUGUCAAAGGGCUGGCAGACUUCGAUGAGGAGACAUGGAGAGCAUCGAUAGCACCGAAGAUCGACCACUUUGAAGUUUCACCGAAUCUUUUGAAUGACCUUUUGUCGGAUCUCCCCGCUCCCGAUAGCUCUGACUUCAACGAGAGCGCCAACGGAGAGUGGUGGAAGCGAUUACAGCAUGGAAAUUGCGGCAAGAUCCAGCAUGAAUCUCAUGUUGUAGGUGAUGAAGCAGGGAAGAGCCGACGGAGCGAUUCAGCUCAAGCAAAGCUUUCCGUGAACCGAAGCACUGAAGACAAAGACUUUCGAAAGCAAGACACGCCGCCCCAUCUCAGCCAUAGAUCUCAUUCUCGAAACAGAAGUACCGCAACUUCACAAGACAGUGAUGCGGCUCCGCGGAUUGCCCCAGUUGCCCUUGCCGACGACGAGGAGACAGAAAAUGAGGAUGACCUGGACGCUGUUCCUAGUCGCACUUCCUCGUCACAGACAAAUGGGCGAUUACAGCAAGCAGCCAGCCAGAAGUCUGCUAUAGGGUCAAAUACUCCUCCAUCGAAGCGCACGGCGAAGCUUGGUGCGAUUGGUGGCAAGAGACAAAAGUCUGCCUCCCCAGAGCCGGCACAGGUACAGCGGCACGAAAGUCCACAUCCAUCCACCAGAGAGAAGACAAAGCUGGGUGCUUUCGGUGGUAAGAAGAAGCGAAGUGUGACACCAGAGACUGACGAUGAAGAGCCCAUCAAAACGCCACCCAAGCGAAAACCGAGGCUAGGGGUCUUUGGCGGACCGUCAAAGGAGUGUACCAGCGCUACUGAAGGGCAAGGGUUACAAGAACGGCGAUUGCCAACGAAGAACAAGAAAUUAGGCACCUUUGGUGGCAAGGGGCAGGGCUCGAUCCAGCGAGAUGAAACCACAGAACAAGCAGUGUCAUCAACUACGUCUCCUGCGCAGCGCAAGCUUGGCACGAUUGGAGGCAGAGCAUCGACUCGAACCGUCGAGAGUCUCCCGCCCGCCGCCCAGAAGGUCGAGGAAGUGGACCAAGACGAGAAGCUUUCGGAAGAGCCAGAGGUGGACGAGACGCCAGAAGAACGAGCAAACAGGAAGCGAGAAUUGCUGAGGAAGGAGAUGCAAGAGAAGCAUCCUGUAAAGAAAAAGAGGAAGUUCUGA